Messenger RNA from Gossypium raimondii (Peruvian cotton), 1993 nucleotides. RefSeq names its product probable methyltransferase PMT15. The transcript is spliced from 6 exons. The record is from RefSeq and is a predicted model, not a curated record. NCBI's taxonomy places the organism in Eukaryota, Viridiplantae, Streptophyta, Magnoliopsida, Malvales, Malvaceae. Gene Ontology annotation, cellular component: trans-Golgi network; cytoplasm; endosome. Gene Ontology annotation, molecular function: methyltransferase activity. The coding region runs from base 1 to 1890 and encodes 629 amino acids.
AUGGCCGCAAUGGCUUGUAUUCCAAGAAGACUUUCUCAAAUCACAUUAUUCAAUACCAAAAACCUCACCCUCUACCACAUCACUCUCGUAGUUAUUCUAUGCACUACUUUUUACCUUAUCGGAAUUUGGCAACACUCCGUCGGCACCACCUUCUCCUCCUCCUCCGCCGCCGCGGCCUUCCUAUCCUCAGUCCCUUGCUCUUCCCUUAAGACCACCCAACUCGACUUCUUGCCUCACCACCUCCCUCCUGACCCACCUUCCGAGACGACGCGUGCCGCUCAAUUCCCUCCGUGUGACCCUUCCUUCUCCGAAUACACCCCAUGUGAGGACGUUCAGAGAUCGUUGAAGUUUGACAGGGACAUGCUUAUAUACAGAGAGAGGCAUUGCCCAGAAAAGGACGAGUUGUUGAAGUGUAGGAUCCCGGCUCCGUACGGUUAUAAGGUCCCUUUCAGGUGGCCCCAAGGUAGAGAAUUUGCAUGGUUCGCUAACGUGCCGCACAAAGAAUUGACCGUUGAGAAAAAGAAUCAAAAUUGGAUUAAGGUUGAAGGAGACCGGUUCAGAUUCCCCGGAGGUGGCACUAUGUUCCCGCAUGGUGCUGAUGCUUACAUCGACGAUAUUGACAAGUUAAUCAGUCUGAGAGAUGGUUCAAUAAGGACUGCCAUUGAUACCGGUUGCGGGGUUGCGAGUUGGGGAGCUUACCUUCUAUCAAGGAACAUCCUAGCGAUGUCGUUUGCACCAAGAGACACCCACGAAGCUCAGGUUCAGUUUGCACUUGAACGUGGGGUACCGGCCAUGAUCGGAGUCAUGGCCUCUAUUAGGCUUCCUUACCCUUCAAGAGCUUUCGACAUGGCUCAUUGCUCUCGUUGCCUAAUCCCUUGGGGCCAGUACGAUGGGCUUUACUUGAUUGAAGUUGAUAGAGUUCUUCGUGCUGGGAGUUAUUGGAUACUGUCGGGGCCACCAAUAAACUGGCAAAAGCAUUGGAAAGGUUGGAAUAGGACGACUGAUGAUCUGAAAUCAGAGCAAUCCCGCAUCGAAACUGUCGCUAAAAGUCUAUGCUGGAAAAAACUAGUACAAAAAGACGAUCUUGCAAUUUGGCAAAAACCAACUAAUCAUGUCCAUUGCAAAGCUAACAGGAAGGUUUUCAAGCGGCCGCCUAUUUGCUACACUCAAAAUCCUGACAUGGCAUGGUACACGAAAUUGGAGACUUGUUUAACCCCAUUGCCUCGCGUAUCGAAUAUAAAGGAAAUUGCUGGUGGGCAAUUAGCGAAAUGGCCUGAGAGGUUGAAUGCAAUCCCUCCAAGGAUCAGUAGUGGGAGUUUACCAGGAAUUACAGAGACGGUAUUUGUGGAAAAUUCGGAGCUAUGGAAGAAGAGAGUAGAAUAUUACAAGACAAUAGAUCAUCAAUUGGCAGAGACCGGUCGGUACCGGAACUUGUUGGACAUGAAUGCUUAUUUGGGAGGCUUUGCAGCAGCCCUUGUUGAUGACCCUGUCUGGGUGAUGAACAUUGUCCCUGUCGAAGCUGAUCAAAUCAACACCCUUGGUGUCGUAUAUGAACGUGGAUUAAUCGGAGCAUAUCAAAAUUGGUGUGAAGCAAUGUCUACUUAUCCUAGGACUUAUGAUUUCAUUCAUGGUGAUGCCAUUUUCAGCCUCUACAAAGACAGAUGUGAAAUGGAGGAUAUAGUUUUGGAAAUGGAUAGGAUUUUACGACCAGAGAGCAGUGUAAUAAUCAGAGACGAUGUGGAUGUGUUGAUGAAGUUAAAGAACAUGAUGGAUGGUAUGCAAUGGGAUGGAAGAAUUGUAGACCAUGAAGAUGGACCCCAUGAAAGAACCAAGAUUCUCUUUGCUGUUAAGCAGUAUUGGGUUGCAUCACCGUUAUCACAAAAUCAAUAAGGAUUAAUAAUGUUUGCUCUGUUUUCUUGUUUCUUGUUUUUUUUUUUUUACUGAAAGAAAGAAGAUAUUAUUGAUGCAUUAAUAUUUUUUUGAAAAUAAUUUA